Messenger RNA from Dunckerocampus dactyliophorus (ringed pipefish), 2932 nucleotides. It is a transcript of the gene prr18, whose product is annotated as proline rich 18. NCBI's taxonomy places the organism in Eukaryota, Metazoa, Chordata, Actinopteri, Syngnathiformes, Syngnathidae. The coding region runs from base 146 to 886 and encodes 246 amino acids. The transcript has a single exon. The record is from RefSeq and is a predicted model, not a curated record.
AAAGGCGUGGACGGUGCGUGUUCUCAGCAGAAUUCUCAGCAUAUGUACUGUGGACAACAGGUGCACUCCUUUGGAUGAUGCUACGCGCGUCAACUCUGAAGCAGCACUUUUUGCACAUUCUUCUGUUACAUUUUACAUCCUGAAAAUGCCUUUCCCGCCGAUCAGCCUCCAUCAGAAAAUCUCCUCUCCUGGAAGGGAGUUUUUCGGGAAAAAGAAAGCCAGUGGCGUGCCUCCUGCCAGUGGGGAGAAGCGGGAAUCCGGGAAGGAAAAACAGACCUCAUCUUGGACCUCAGCGAAUUUAAUGAAUUUGGGGCGCAGGGCACAGCAGGAGAAGACUAAGUCCCCUUCACACAGUGGUGGCCAGGAGGUUCAGGGAAAAUGCUCCUGGCAGACCACCACCAAACCUCAGGACUCAACAACGGGAGUGAGGCGCUCCUCGUCCGUGGACUCCGGUAGACUUUUUGCAGGCACUGACGACGGAAAGAAGGAGAUUCAGUUCACGCUCAGCCUCACCCCGGAAGCAAUACUGGUCAUCCAGAAGAGAAACCUGGAGAAACAGAUGCUGUCGAAGCAGCAGAAAUGCUGCGCGUCCGCGGACUUCCGGCACAGGCGCGUCUUCCCUUCCAAAAAAGCGCACGGUAGUUUCAAGGGCGCGCAGGUGUCCAAAGUGGAAGAGGCGGAGCAUCAGGACAUCACAGCCAUCGUUAAAAUCUCUCUUUUGAACGACCAGUAUAAGUAUGACGAUGUGGAGUACGAGGAGGAGGACGGAGACGUGGACGAGACUGUGGUGAGGAAGUGUAAAGAGUGGCUCAAGGGCGUCGAAAGUGCCGCAGCGUUGGGGAAAGUCGACAAACUUAGUGCACUACCGCACCUUAAAGGCUGCUGACAGCUGGACUCCAGCCAUCAGUGACUCAUCUUCAUAAAUGUGCACUGACCUGCUGCAAUGCAAUGCUCAAGUCAUUGAUUUUCUGGGAUAAAACCAGAGGAAUGUUUGUAGCCUACUUGUUGUGGAAUACUUCCCGGGAUGAUUUGAAAGAGUUGAAUCUCAGUGCCUUUUGAAUCAUUUGUUGGAAGUUUGAAUUCAAUGACUUUUGCACAUUACAUGUUUUUGUUUUCAGUGAGGCGACUUGACACAAAAUAAUCCCAACAAUUAGGUUUUAUGCUCCUGAAACCGAUUUUUUUUCCCCGCUCCCUUUCAUGUACAGUAUUUAAUACUAAAUAUUUGUACCGGCAACUGUCAUUUUGAUGCCAUUUGAAGUAAAACGUUUUCUACUGUCCACACACAGCUUCUUAAUAUGAACUUGAUUGUGCCCCUUGAUGUUACAUGAUGCUGUGAUUUCAACCAUUUUGAUAUGCACGAUACGGACAUUGGGCCUUUGGUGAAAUUUCAGGAUCAACUUAUUGUGCACUGUAACAUUUACAGGUGAACUUUGACCGUCGCUAAACGUUUGAAUGCAAAUGUCCAACUGUUCAGUCUUUCAGAAUUUGUUGCAUUGCUUGCUGUUCACUAACAAGGUGCUGAACAAAAUUAAAGACUGGGGCUUGUCAAAAAUAACGCAUUAACGGCAGUAACUUUUAUCAUUAAUCACGUUAUUUUUUUGAGUGUAAUUAACACAUGCGCACCAGAGCAAGCGCAUCUCUUACGAUGGCAGACAGAAGCACAGUGGAGUGUUCCCACACACUCUAUAUAUAGAGUCUGACCUGAACACAUCAACAGCAGUACAGUACAAUUCCAACACCAUAUACUGUAUUUCCAAGUCACACAUGUCUUACACACGUCUCUAGUCCAUUUAUCCUGGGAAGGACACUGCCAGGACACUCUUGACGGGACACUCCAAACAUCACAAAACAGCUUUAUAAUGCGUGUGGGGGGGGGGGAGAUAAAUAUGAAGAUAAAGAAAUACAUGGAGUGGAUAUUAUCACUUUGUAUUCAUUUGGAUGUACAAUUUGCUACAUAUAAGUAUGCUGGAAAAUACCCAGAAAACAAGUACAUUUACCUUAAAGUACAUGUCUUUGAACACCACCCCUCAUUGCUCAUAACUGUAUAAAGUGUGAUUCAAAUGUUCUGGUACUAUUAAUGAGACUAGUGUUAGACAAAUAGAUUUUUAGUCUUGUCUGGUAUCUUUUAGCUUGAUUGACAUAUUCAGUUCAUUUGGAGCUGUUAAUACAUACAUAUAUAUAUAUAUAAUCCUGUCCUGUUAUUUAUCUUUUUGUUAAUUAAAUACAGUAAAAUUGGCAUAUUUCAGACAUAGUUGCUAAUGGUGAUUAAUUAUGAUUACUUUAAAAACAGAUUAAUCUGAUUAAAAAUUUUAAUCAUUUGAAAGCCCUAUUCAAAAAGAAUAAAAAUGGUAUUUAAACAGUCCUCACACAGGACGUUCUCAGUGGGAAGUGGCCACUGAGCUAAGAGUUUUAUCAGCAGGUUGCAACAGAGACUGGAAGAGUCAUGGAAAGGCAUACUGUAUGUUCAGUUCUUUGUUAGAGAACAGCAAGCAGUUCAAAAAGUACUAAAACAUUCAACACUUGAACAUGUGCAUUCAGAAGUUCACAGAAGGUCAAAUUAAGUUCACCUGACAUUAUAUUGCACGUUAGGUUCAUCCUGAAAUUUCACCUGAAAGCCCAAUAUCCCUAACUUCUUGUGAGUAGUGUUUGUUACACUUUGGUGGCAUAUCAGAGACGCUUUGUUACCAAUGUUGCUGCUACCUUAGGCCAUGUGGGCAUUAGUGUACAAACUAAGCCUCUUAGAUUUCCUGUUAAGCAGGGUUGACCAGUGUACUGUUGGGGCAAGGUGCCUGAUCGCCAUCAGAAAAUUGCCUCCACUCUACUUUACUUUUUGUAUUAUCCAAGUAAACCCUGCACAUCUCUCCCAGAGAGCAUCUGCGACAUUUGUAUUAUCUUUAUUGUGUGUACAAUUAUCAGUAGAUAUGCAAACGCA